Molecule: messenger RNA, 1552 nt
Organism: Hypanus sabinus (Atlantic stingray)
Lineage: Eukaryota; Metazoa; Chordata; Chondrichthyes; Myliobatiformes; Dasyatidae
Product: zinc finger protein 436-like
Exons: 2
Coding region: 365-1150 (261 amino acids)
Biological process (GO): regulation of transcription by RNA polymerase II
Molecular function (GO): DNA-binding transcription factor activity, RNA polymerase II-specific; RNA polymerase II cis-regulatory region sequence-specific DNA binding
Source: RefSeq, a predicted model, not a curated record
CGCAUGCGCACAGUGCACAGAAGGCCUUGCAAAUACCGGGUGCGGGUUGAAAACGACAAGGAAUUUGUCUAUGGGAAUUCAAACACAACACACCAGUUGUGCUGUCUCUGUCUAAAUAUUUAAGGAACAAGGGAUUCAAUCAACCAUUUUUCCUGUUCAGACCGUGGGGAGGGAUUCACUCGGUCAUCUGACCAACUAGCAAACCCGUCAUUUUAAAAAAGGGGAAAGGCUGUUCACCUGCUCAGACAGUGGGAAUGGAUUGACUCAGUCAUCUCAACUGAAGGUACUUCAGAAGGUUCACACUGGGCAGAGGCUGGUCAUCUGCUGACGUUGUGGGGAAGGAUUCACUCGGUCAUGUAGUCUAAUGGCUCACCAGCGAGUUCACACCAGGGAGCGGCCGUUCACGUGCUCAGACUGUGGGAAGGGAUUCACUCGGUCAUCUCACCUAAUGAGACACCAGACAGUUCAUACUGGGGAGCGACCGUUCACCUGCUCAGAAUGUGGGAAAGGAUUCACUCAGUCAUCUGAACUACUGGCACACCAGUCAGUUCACACUGGGGAGAGGCCGUUUAACUGCUCCGAAUGUGGGAAGGGAUUCACUCGAUCAUCUCACCUACUGGCACACCAGCGAGUUCACACUGGAGAGAGGCCGUUCACCUGCGCAGACUGUGGGAAGGGAUUCUCUUGUUCAUCUGAUCUCCAAAAACACCAGCGAGUUCACAGUGGGGAGAGGCUGUUCACCUGCUCAGACUGUGGGAAGGGAUUCACUCAGUCAUCUGAUAUGCUGGCACAACAGCGAUUUCACACUGGGGAGAGGCCAUUCAUUUGCUCAAACUGUGGGAAGGGAUUCACUCAGUUAUCCACCCUACAGAGACACCAGUCAGUUCACACUGGGGAGUGGCCAUUCAUCUGCUCAGAAUGUGGGAAAGGAUUCACUCAGUCAUCCCAAAUCCUGGCACAUCGGUCAGUUCACACAGGGGAGAGGCCGUUCACCUGCGGUGAAUGUGGGAAGGGAUUCACUCAGUUAUCCAAACUACUGGCACAUCGGUCAGUUCACACAGGGGAGAGGCCGUUCACCUGCGGUGAAUGUGGGAAGGGAUUCACUCAGUUAUCUCAUCUACAGAGACACCAGCGAUUUCACACUGGGUAGAGGCCAUUCACCUGCUCAGACUUUGGGAAGAGAUUCUCUCAGUUAUCUCCACCAAAUGUGCGUCAUUGACUUCACACUGGGGAGUGGCCAUUCACCUGCUGUGAAUGUGGGGAAGGAUUCACUCAGUAAUCAAACCUUCUGACACACUACUGGGUUCACACUGGGGAGAAAGUUUCAAUAAGCUGAAUGCUGGAUAUUUGUCCAUCACCGUUGCUGAAUGCAAUGUCAAGAGUGACUGUAAGGGCUGAACUCUGCAAUUAUUGCUGCUGCUCACCACACCCAGUUCUGCACCCUGGUCACUGGGCAUGGGAGGAGUUCCUCCUGCUGCAUAUUCACCUUUAAUGGGACUGGAGUUUAAUUCUCUGAAUCUGUGACAAAUAAAUCAGUUCUAUUUUAAACUCU